Molecule: messenger RNA, 940 nt
Organism: Saccostrea echinata
Lineage: Eukaryota; Metazoa; Mollusca; Bivalvia; Ostreida; Ostreidae
Exons: 6
Coding region: 1-837 (278 amino acids)
Source: RefSeq, a predicted model, not a curated record
AUGAAGGCAGGAUUUGUUAGAGGCAUGAAAGAAAUAACGGACAGUGGCCUGAAGAUUGCUGAGGUUGUCACUGAUGCUCACCUCCAAAUUGGUUCAAUGAUGAAAAAGGAUCAAGCACAUAUAACGCACAGUCAUGAUAUUUGGCAUGCUGCGAAAAAUCUUGGCAAGAAAUUGAUAUCAGCUGGGCAAGAAAAAAGUUGCAAGGACCUACAAAAGUGGUCUAAAGAUAUAGUGAACCACUUUUGGUACAUUUGCAAAACUGCCAACAUCUUGGAUGAAUUCAUGGGAAUGUGGGUUGGUGUGCUACACCAUGUAGUAGGGGAGCAUGAAUGGCUCUUGCCCUACAGUGACAGUGGAGUUGCCGCAUGUGCACAUGAUCCAUUGACAGGGGAGCCUAGAGGAGACAAAGAGUACAUGGUCAAGGGAAGUCCAGCUCAUGAGGCACUAAGAAAAGUGAUUUUGGAUAAAAGAUUUAUGAACAACAUUCACUACUUUUUGAAUUUCAGAAGCACAGCAGAAUUGGAAAGUUUCCACAACCACUUACUUAUGUAUUCCUCCAAAAGGUAUGCAUAUACCUCACCUGUAUAUAGGGCAAGGAGUAUCUUGGCUGCCUUGGACUAUAAUGUCAAUAUCAGUAGACCAGCAAUUCAGAACAAGGAUGGAACUUUGAGGUUGCAAAGGACUUGCAAUAAGAAGUCAGGGAGAUGGACUGUUUAUCUUGUAAAGGAGAAGAAGCAGUAUGACCACGUUACUGUUCUCCUGGACAAAGUUCUUCACAGACGGCUUGAAGAUAGAGUAGGAGUCCAUCAGCCCAUGGAGUUAGAAGUAGGGGACUGAAGGAGGAUCUCAAAGACAGUUGCUCCUUUAUUGCCACCACCCUGAGCUCAAUUACAAGAGGAGAAAAAGUCACGGUUUGACAAGUGAAAAAUGACACAGUAUC